Messenger RNA from Gryllus bimaculatus (two-spotted cricket), 2565 nucleotides. Lineage: Eukaryota; Metazoa; Arthropoda; Insecta; Orthoptera; Gryllidae. The record is from the annotation of a GenBank genome assembly.
AUGAGCCUUGACUUAGAACCUUGGAGAAGAAAGAACCAAGGGCAUGAACUGGAAGAGUGGUAUGAUAAGCGGACCGAGCUCUUAACUGCUUCGAGAGUUAAUGCGUCUCCAUCACCUGUACCUCCCACACCAAACAGUCGUCUCACUCACGUGCGCCGUCCCGACCUUGUCAACGAUCACCGGGACUCGAACGGGAUUCCCGCCCGCAAACACCUGCCCGGCAGCGCUAUCGCGAAUCCGUGCUAUCUGUCGCGGAUCGGCGAUACCCUCGGCGAUAGGCGCGGGUAUAAAACGGCGCGGGCGGCGCGCGCCGCGCACGUCGACACGCCAUUCCCCGAGGCCAUGGUUGCGCGCGGAGCGAGACCGGCCGCGGCUGCGGCGCUGGCGCUGGCCAUGACGGCGGCGGCGGUGAUGGUGGCGGCGGCUGCAGACGCCGAGCAGCCCACGCCCCGCGAGGCGGUGCUGGAGGCGGUGGCCGGCGCGCUGCUGGACCCUGCGGCACCCCUGCCCUGGCGCCGCGCCCCGCGUCCCGAGUGGAGCCUGCCCAACAACCUCAGGUGCAUGCAGCACAUCACGGCCAUGUGGGAGGGCGUCAACAACAAGAAGAUGUGGGCUCUCCAGAUGGCAGACGCAUCUACGAAGAUCCCUGAGGGCCUGAUGUUCGGAAACCUAGUUCACCUGGGGAAUUUCGACGAAUGCCUAGCAGUGAAAAGUGGCACAAAUGGUCCAACAGGCUUCGACGGUCAACACUGUCUCGUCACCUUAAAGAUAAAAAUUGCAUGGUGCGCGCCUUCCUCCUGUGAGCCGAAGGACCUCGAGAUGCUGGCGAAUGCGACCCUGCCAGACCUGUCUGCCUACGGCUUGCAGGUCUCUGCUUCUGUUCUACCUUCUCAGUGUCACGUGGAUGAGCCGGUAAUACUUAGGGGCAUCGAUAUCUUUGCAAUUUGUUUGCUGGGUUUCUUUGUGGUGUGUGCGGUAUUAAGCACAAUCUACGACAUUUUUACUGAGAAGAAAGACAAUCGACCCUCGCUUUUACUCGCUUUCUCAAUGUACUCCAACUGGCCCAAGAUCCUCACGGUCAACACUGGUCAGGAUCAACUGACUUGCCUCAACGGCAUUCGUACCAUAAGCAUAGGCUGGGUGGUACUUGGUCAUGUUUAUCUUGUCAACGCAGCCCUACCUGCCAUCAACACCUUGGAUUAUCUCCCGGAAUUCAUCCGCGCCCUGGAACGCCUCACCAUUAUGAACGCCACGGUCUCCGUCGACACUUUCUUCAUGAUGAGCGGCCUUUUUCGGCACAACAAGAUAAAAGAAGAGUGCUCAGACAACUGGUGGACCAAUCUGCUCUACGUGAACAACUACGUGAAUCCUGACAGAAUGUGCCUUGGCCAUACGUGGUACCUGGCGGUCGACAUGCAGUUGCACUGGCUGUCCCCGCUCGUGCUGGUGCCUUUGUGGAAGAUGAGGAAACGCUUGGCGAUGGGCUGGGUAAUCUACUUGAUCGCACUCGGCUGGGCCAUUCCCUUCACCAUUGUGUACAUCAUGGAGCUUUACCCUGGCAUUUACGUGGGGCCAGCGGAAAAGCGUUCCGAAACCAUGAAGUACUACUACUGGCCGACGCAUACACGUUUCGUACCUUGGCUGUUGGGAGUGCUUCUGGGAUACAUUCUGCGAGAAUGCCGAAAGGAAAAGCCCGUCAUCCAUCCCGUGUUGAUAACAUGUGGGUGGAUUACAUCGACGGUGCUGAUGACUGGCGCCCUGAACGCGGCCUACCCGUUUCAGCAGCCAGGCUGGAAGUACAACCGUGUGGAGGCCGCCUUUUGGCUGUCUCUCUUCAGACCGCUGUGGGCCGUGGGGUUGGGCUGGAUUAUUUUCGCCUGCGACCAAGGAUACGGAGGACUAGUCGAUAAGAUUCUCUCGUGGAAUUUUUUCCAACCGUUGGCUCGACUCUCCUAUGGGGUCUAUCUGACACACAUCACCAUACUGAACCUGUUUGCUGGCGUAAUUCAAUCGCCUGUCUACUUAGCAGAUGUGAACGCGAUACCCCAGUUCUUUGGAGUACUCAUCAUGUCUGUGGCUUGGGCUAUACCUUUAGCUCUACUCUUUGAAUCACCCAUCAUAUUACUUGAAAAGGCCAUUUUGGGUGGCGGCCGGCGGCCGGCUCCUGCGGCGGACAAAGAACAGGGAAUAAAAGAAAAAGGAGAAAAAGAAGUCCCAAUUAGUAACGGAGGACCUAAAGUGUAAUUCAUCACGAUUAACAUUUUAAUUUAUCAUCUUCAUCUGCGUCUAAAUCGGUGGACCGAACGACAUUUAAGGAAGUAGAAGAUCUUCAUUUGAAUUACUUUAUGCCCAGACAUAUUUUAUAUUUUCAUCAGUAUUCAGACUUAUUUAGGUUUUGUUUGGACUGAAAAAAAUUGUUUUUAUCUGUAGUACCACGCGUUUUAAUUAUUUCGAGGCCAUAGUUCAUUAUUUUUUAGUUACUCUAGUCUAAUAUUUUAAAUCAUAUUAUUUAUUAUUCGAUAGUUAAUUGUGUUUUAUUCCCACAUCUACGAGUUCCGAUUGACA